Molecule: messenger RNA, 746 nt
Organism: Staurois parvus
Lineage: Eukaryota; Metazoa; Chordata; Amphibia; Anura; Ranidae
Source: the annotation of a GenBank genome assembly
AGUGCAUAUUCAACAUGGUGGUAGAGGUGCCACGAUGGACAAAUGCAAAACUGGAGAUUGCCACAAAGGAUCCUUUGAAUCCUAUAAAACAAGAUGUGAAGAAAGGCAAGUUGCGUUAUGUGGCCAAUGUUUUCCCACACAAGGGUUAUAUUUGGAACUAUGGAGCUAUCCCACAGACCUGGGAAAAUCCAUCACAUGUUGAUGAAAAUACAGGUUUUGGAGGAGAUAAUGACCCCAUCGAUAUUUGUGACAUUGGGAGCAAGGUAUGUGAAAGAGGGGAGGUCAUCAAGGUUAAAGUACUUGGCACUUUGGCAUUGAUCGAUGAAGGAGAAACAGAUUGGAAAAUUAUUGCCAUUAAUAUUGAAGAUCCUGAAGCUUCUCAUUUCAAUGACAUUGAAGAUGUCAGAAGACUGAAACCCAAUUAUUUGGAAUCCACAGUCGACUGGUUUAGACGGUACAAAGUUCCUGAUGGAAAACCAGAGAACCAGUUCGCUUUUGAUGCAGAAUUUAAAAAUAAGGCUUUUGCAAUAGAUGUGAUUAAAUGUACCCAUGCUCACUGGAAGGCACUGGUAACCAAAAAGUCAGAUGGAGGGGAAAUCAACUGCACUAAUACCACAGUACAAGAAAGUCCUUAUAUCUGCAAACAAGACGAAGCUAAGGCCUUUGUGAAUGCUACCCCUCCAUGUGGACCUGCAAAGUCUCUCCCAGGAGAUGUGGACAAGUGGUAUUAUUAUCAGAAGAAUUAA